Messenger RNA from Cornus florida, 2315 nucleotides. RefSeq names its product mini-chromosome maintenance complex-binding protein. The record is from RefSeq and is a predicted model, not a curated record. Gene Ontology annotation, molecular function: chromatin binding. The coding region runs from base 330 to 2117 and encodes 595 amino acids. Gene Ontology annotation, biological process: DNA-templated DNA replication. NCBI's taxonomy places the organism in Eukaryota, Viridiplantae, Streptophyta, Magnoliopsida, Cornales, Cornaceae. The transcript has 14 exons.
AUUCACUCUAAAUUAAAAUUAUAUGCCUUUAAUUAAUUGGACCUACAUGAAUUCAUUUCAAAAUUGAAAUGAAACAUAAAAUUUUAAUUUAAUGAAAAAUUGAUUUUUAGAUUAAAAGGAAAAAAAAAAAAAAAAGACGCCAAAUCUGAUUAACCUGACAUGAGUUGAUUACCCUGUAGCCGCACUUAUGAUAUCAUAUCCCAAAUUGGCGGGAAGAAAUGUCCCCAAGACUUGGCGGGAAAACGCACAUUUACCUAACGCAGACGGCAGCCAUACCAUUUCGGUGAGGCGUGUAUGUGUGUGUGUGUGUGAGAGACAGAGAGGGAGAGAUGGUUGGAUUACCGUACGAUUGCUUAGCGAACCCUCUAGGAGCCGUACGAUUGACAUUCGAGAAGGCGGUGGCCUCAGGCUCCGAUCCAGCCACCUUCGACGGCAGAGACUGGGGCGUCACCGAUCUCUUCCGCGAGUUCCUUGUUGACAACGGUGCCCUCUCUCAGGUGCCAAUACUUAAUCGGACAAAUAUCCAGUGGGUUCAACCCAACACUCUAGUUCGAUUCCGAGGCAUGAUACAAGACAUGCUGGGUAAUGAAUUCUAUGUUGGUGCCUAUAAGGAUGGAGCAAUGUGGAGAACCAACAAGUUUACCGAUGUUUCUCAGUUUUCCAUGUCUUCAUCAUCUGAUAAGCGGGUCUGGGAACGGCGUCUACUAUACUGUGUUCCUGUUCCAGGGCAGAAUUUGUGGGCUGAAUCUUCUGAAGUAGUUGUUAUCAACCAAUUUACAAAUCAAACAACCCAACAAAGGGAGAAGCGUCAGAGGGAGAAUGAUACAGCUAUUGAUGGCAUGGAUCUGCAAGUCUCAUAUGACGAGCUUCAGGGUUCUCCAUGUACUAAGAAGAUGCGAGAAGGUGGACUCCAGUCCCAGUUAUCUCUUCAACAGGAGUCUACAACUGAGGGAACUUUUCCUAGUACUAGUAUGUUGCCCGAUUAUGACAGAAACUAUCUUCCCUGUCUUGUGAAGAUAUAUGACUCUCCAGAGUCUAACAUGAAGCUGAAUGAUGUUUUUGAGUUUGUUGGUGUCCUUACUUUUGAUCCAGAAUUUACGGUCGAAAAGGAUGAUCUUGAUUAUUUAGCAAAUAGCUUUUGUGAAGAUGCAUUAGCUCAUUUGCCUCCCAGAAAGGUACCACGCCUCCAUUGUCUUGUGCAUCGAAAGCUUGCAGUUAAUGAUUUUCUUUCUAGUUCCCCUGUGAUGGAGCCAAACUCCCAUUUGGUGAAAGAAAUAAGAGAGGCUUUGCUAGGGAAUCUCACAGCUGUUCUUGGACACGAUGGUGUGUCAGCUCAUUUCAUGCUGUUGCAUCUUUUGUCCAGGCAGGUGCACGCUAGGGUAGACACACUUGCCGUGGGGAAGCUUGCGCUAAAUCUUACUUGCUUUAGCAAGGAAAGUGUGUCUGUUUUUGGAAGCCAUCUCAACCUUUCACUCAAGAAUCUUCUACCUUUUACACAUUGUAUACCCCUUACAGUGGAUUAUCUGAACACUACUUCACUUGCCCCAAGAAAGGAUUAUGAAACGAACAGGCUGGUAUCUGGAGUUCUGCAGUUAGCUGAGGGCUCACACUUGAUGAUCGAUGAGACCCAGUUACAAGCAGGGACCCUCAGCUCUACUGGGGUUGAGAACGUGAGAUUGUUGAAGAACCUAACAGAGUCCCAAAAGGUGGAAUAUGAUUUUAAGUAUUACAAAAUGGAGAUGGAAGCAGAUGUCCAAUUACUGAUUCUUUCUGAGGGGAAAUCAAACAUCCUGCCAGCAGAUGUAGUUCUGCCUUUCCAUCCAUCAUCAGCGGGUUCGUCCGUAUCUGUGGACGCAGAAGAACUGAAAGCUUGGAGAUGGUACUUGGCUACUCUUAGAUCAUUGCCACAUUCUAUUGAACCAGAUAUGCAGAAGGUGGUAGAAGACGAUAUGGUUGCAGCUAGGCAAGCUGAUCGAAGCCUAGGCAGCCAAGAAUUUAGCAGAUUGCUGACAAUGGGCCGCUUAAUGUCGGCAAGCUUUGGCGAAACCUCUCUGUCAUUGGAACGGUGGCAAAUGGUCAAAGAGCUAGAGAGGCUCAGAAGGGAGAGGCUCCAGUGAUCUCAAGUGAUGCAACCAAUUUGUGGGGAUAAAAGGUUUACAAAUGAUGUAUAUUGUAAUUUCAUGAUAUGAUAAGGAUUCAAUUGGUUGAAUCAUUUUGUAUGCAGUGGGGGUUAUUUCUGCCAAGAAUUGUUUCGUAUUCUUAAGAAUGCUACUGUAAGAAUGGUCUUGAAUUAUAUUUAUAUUUGUUUCUACUGA